This is a messenger RNA of Exophiala mesophila, 1832 nucleotides long. RefSeq lists its product as uncharacterized. The record is from RefSeq and is a predicted model, not a curated record. The transcript has a single exon. NCBI's taxonomy places the organism in Eukaryota, Fungi, Ascomycota, Eurotiomycetes, Chaetothyriales, Herpotrichiellaceae. The coding region runs from base 609 to 1262 and encodes 217 amino acids.
UCGUCAACCUUGCUCAUCUCCUUCCCUCCGCGUCAUACUAACCAUCUACUCACCCUUCAAUGCGGCCCACACCUCGACGUCGUGACUCCUCAAGCUCAAGACGUUAUCCCUCCCCGUCAACCCUCGUCCCAAAGCCACUGCGGCUAAGCCCGAUCAUCACUUCUGCCGCAUGUAGGCCAUGCAUUUUGGCCCCGUCUAUAUAUCUCAUCCCAACCUAAUCAUGCCUCGAGCCAUCAAAAGGUCCUCUCUCCUCGUGCAAUCACACUCGUGUCUAAUCCUAGCAACGACGGCAGCCUGUGAAUGCUUCGGCUCAUCCUAGCAACGCCUUGCAUAUCCACUACCCACCCUCUUAAUUGGUUUGCUCUUACAUCCUGACACUGCUUUACUGGACCAGACCAAAAGGACACACUCUCCAUAUCUAUAUGUUUUGAGUUUUCUCCAGCACGACCUCAUUUCAGAGCACAGGUUCUUCAUUCCGGACAAUGACUCAGAAAGACAUAUAAUUUCCCCAUCCCAGUCCUUUCUUGUACUCAUCACAUUUCCUUGUUUCAUCAUCUUCAUCUUCCAACCCGAACUACAAGACACUCCCUUUCACUUUCCUUCUGGGUAUGGAACAUAGAGAUCCUAAUACUACAUCUCCAUCAUACACCAGCCAUAAUUCAUAUCGAGGCUCUGAUCACGGAGCCACCUCCGGGACCCCAGACCAAGACCAAGACCCAAGAUCCUAUCGAGGGAAGGAACCACGACGUCCACGACGACGACGUACUCUUCUCACCAGCGGAUCCGGACCCUGGACCUAUCGCUCCAGCGACGAGGAAGAAGACGACGACCAGAAUCCGAACUUUGACCAGGACCUGGACUUUGCCCAACAUUCUGAAAACGAACCUUCAAACGCCCAAUAUCAGUGGAAUCCAUCUCAGUCUCCAAACCUAUCCUCACGCCACUCGACUUCCCCAAGAGACCUAUCUCACGACACCAGUCGGUCCAAGGGCAAAGCACGUGCCUCCGGUCGUACAGGCAGCAGCUCAAACACACGCUUCGCCGACAUGGGUUCUACACAGCCCGAUCGUCGACAGGACAACAUGUCCUCGUACCAGACGAGAAGACAAGACCAGACCUCAUCUACAUCAAGGGUGGGCAGCAGUGGUUCUGCAAGUCCAAGCGAGCCGCCACAGGACUCACGCAGCGAUCGCAAGAAGGAUCGGUCCGACAAAUCUGCCGGCCGCUCCAGAUUGGUCGCGGGUGUCUUUGUGAGGUAUUGAUGAGUUGAAUUGAUGACUACCAUAUCUCAAACGACUCAAAGCAUCCAUGACCACCUUCCAUCACCUUUCUUCUUCCCCGCCAAGAGGACCUCGAACCACUUCAGGACUCAAAACAGACCAAAAGCUACGACGUGAUGAUAAUUGAUGACGAGCAAACCAUCACCACCACAACACAGACAACUUAUUGCAACAUUAAAGCCCCCCUCUCGACUAUACAAUGUGGAUAGCGUCCAUCAUGAACGCAGUUCCUACCCCUCGCCACUUCGCCACUUCUACCACUGUACCACCAACCAGACGUGUUCUUUUUCUUCUAUUCCAGUCUAUUCUUUUCUUGGGCUGUUGGGUCUACAAAGCAUCUCCUGUAUAAUUCCAACUCCAUGUAUUUUUAGCCUCCGUCCACAACACUUGCAGCCCACUGGACCGUCAGAAAUCAGGUUCUGACAGGCUUUGGGCACCCCAAGGUUGGGAGGAUGUUGUAGGGAAUAUCAUAUUCGGGCCCCAUGGCUCUUACUUUAAACCUUUUUAGGGGGCUGUGAUGGAUCUCAGGAAUCAAUAAAUACCUCCUCCUCC